AUGACUCGCAGUUCUUUUACUAGGUCUCGCCGACAAUUUCAACCCAGGCUGCUGGCCUCUCCGCCGCCACCCGAUAGUGGGAGCAUCACUUUACCGCCAAAUACACUAGAGCUCGCCCAUGUUAGCGGGAUGCAGACUGUUACUCCGCCUCCAUCGCCUAAACUCUUGCCACCGUCAUCCUCGUGUAGACCUCGGCAUCGGGCCUAUCAGUACUGGGGAUAUCUGGAGCCACUCAACGUAGGCACACCAUACCGAAACUGGUAUUUUAGCAGAACGAAGACAUCGUAUAGGAUUGGUAGUGGGAACACCAUGGACCUUCAAGUUACGACAGCAGGCUCUAUCAUUUUUCACCACACCACGAUAUCGUGGAACAAAACCGACGACGAUGGGGCGGUGCAGGUGGUGGGCUACUCCGGCCAUCACGGUGAGCCUUACGGUACUUACAUCAACGACCAACGGAUCCCAGACAACACACCAACUACGCUAUGUCACGGGGACCGUCUCACAUUUGGAACCAUAGGAGUCAUGAGCGCUGACGAAGAUUUGCGGUUCGUCUGGCUUCAAUGCACUCAUAACGGUUGGCUCGACCACUACUACCAGCAGGAUUCCGGACACUUUGGUAUGAAUCUCGAUGAGUUGAAUAAUUUCUACGACUUUCCUGGUGCGUAUACCGGUGCCUACCAACGCAACGACAAUCCCCAGGAGGAUCCCGAUGAAUAUCAUCCCAAGAAAUAUCCUGUUGGAUAUCGUGCCAAAACCCCCGAAUGUCUCGAUGACUAUCACUUCGACGACACUGAUGAGUCUACUCCCAGUGACCCAUUGGCGUUUGCCGGGUGGUAA
Molecule: messenger RNA, 840 nt
Organism: Sparassis crispa
Lineage: Eukaryota; Fungi; Basidiomycota; Agaricomycetes; Polyporales; Sparassidaceae
Exons: 4
Coding region: 1-840 (279 amino acids)
Molecular function (GO): protein binding
Source: RefSeq, a predicted model, not a curated record